CCACCAUCAAUGCUUUCCUGGUAAGAGCAGAAAGGAGAAAGCAGCUGCUGAUCCCACAGCCAGCCUUCAAAACCCCCUCCUUUCCGCUCGCCCCACACGCUUGAGCUUCAUUCCGACCGACCCGGAUUCUUGAAAUGGACGCCGACUCGCCGGAGGUGCACCGGAGGUGCGCGAGAACCGGCACGCCCAACUGGCGGUGCAGGGAGAGUGCUGUCAGCGGGGAGAAGUACUGCGAGAAGCAUUUGCUGUAUUUCACCAGAAUGCGGAGGAGCGCUGGCGCCGACGGUGCUGGUGCAGCUGCUGGGGCCAACGGGAGGAGGAAGCGGUUUUCCGGCGACGUCUCCGACAUGGGCCGCCGGAGGAGGGUGCUGAAGGUGGGGAAUGGUGGAGGGUCUUGCGGUGGUGGUGAUGAUGAUGGUGAGAGCAAGAGAGAUGGUGGUCGGCGGAAGAGAGGGAGGCCGAAAGGAUCGAAGAACAAGAAGAGAGUUGGCGAUGGGACUGUGAAGGAGGAGGAGUUGGCCAGCGAUGGGAAUCAGAGUGUGUGUCCGAAGGCAAAGAGAGGAAGGCCAAAAGGUUCAAAGGAUAAGAAGAAGAGGGAGAGGAGAAAGAAGGAGGAGGCAGGUCUUGGAAUUGCAGGGGACCAAGCAUUUUCUUGGCUUGAGACUCUGCGUGUGAACAAUGUGGGUCAUGAGGGAGUCAGUGGAGUGAAAGGAGAGACAACUGAGAACGGGGAGGGCCAAAAUGAGAUUUUAAAGCGGAAGCGCGGUAGGCCGAAGGGCUCAAAGAAUCGGAAACGAGCCACUCAUAAAACUAGCAAAAAUCGGGAAGCUGCUCCUAGGUAUGAUGAGUUGUUUUGUGUCAAUAAUGUGGGCCGCGUGAAAGAUGGAGAAGUGCAUGGAGAAAACGAAGAGGAAAAAGUUGAGGUGGUACGAGGAAAGCCCGGACGGCCAAAGGGUUCGAAGUAUCGGAAGUUUGCUACCGCUAAAAAUGAGGCGGUUUCUGAGGAUGGUGAUAAUGUGGGUUACGCAGUGGGCACUAAGCAUGAAGAGGGGAAAAUUGAGGUGGUACCACAAAAGCUCGGACGGCCAAAGGGUUCGAAGAAUCGGAAGUUUGCUACUGCUAAAAAUCAAGUGGUUUUUGAGGAUGGUGCUAAUGGGGGUUAUGCAGGUGGUACUGAGCAUGAAGAGAGGAAAAUUGGGAUUUCAAAAGGUCGGCCCAAGGAGUCAAAGAAUCUUCGGAAAUCUGCUAUUGCUGAUGGAGGUUUAGAGGGCAAGGUUGGAGAUUACAAGGAAAAUGUUCAUUCUGGGUUGGAGACAUUAAAGCCUAAAAGGGCCAGAGGCAGACCAAAGGGUUUAAAAAACAAGAGGACUCUAUUCCUCGAGAAAGCUUGGUCUUCUCACGGCACAGAAAGGGUAGUCAAACGGACGAAUAGAGAAAGAAUGGUCAAGAUUAUUAGUGGCAGGAGAGUUGGAAAUUCAAGAUCAUCAUAUCAUAGGAGUCGUGAAAUGAAGAAGAGGAGUUCAAUGUGUCAUCAGUGCUUGAGGAGUCACAGAAGUGGGAUCGUAAUUUGUUCAAGAUGCAAGAGAAAGCGCUAUUGCUCCGACUGCCUUGAAAAGUGGUACCCGGAGAAAAGCAAACAAGACGUGGAGAAGGAAUGCCCAUUUUGCCGCGGCCAUUGCAACUGUAGAAGAUGCCUCAGGAAAAGUUCUGUUCUUAGGGCAGAGGAGGACCGGCAGGAUAGUUCUAUGAAGCUGCAGAAGUUACUUUACAUGCUCGACAAAACUUUGCCUCUCCUCAAGUAUAUGCAACAAGAGCAAGUUUCUGAAUUAGAUGCAGAGGCUAGAAUCUGUGGAAAUCAAGUGGUGGAGGAAGAUAUACCGAAGUCUCUACUGGAUGACGACGAUCGAGUGUACUGUGAUAACUGCAACACAUCCAUCAUCAAUUUCUACAGAAGCUGCCCCAACCCUUUUUGCUCAUAUGAUCUGUGUCUAACUUGCUGUUCGGAGCUGAGAAGACUUGAUGAGGCAGAAUCAACUGAACCAGAAAGAUUGCAGAGUGAAGGUACGGAGCUGGGUGUCCAGAUACCAUCUGUGAAAGGGGAACAACAUGGUCAUGAGAGCAAAUUGACCUCCUCACUGACCAAUUAUGCAGGCAAUACAAAAUUUGACUUCCAUGAUCAGAGAGCAGAAACUGACGGUUCAAUCCGUUGUCCUUUGAAAGCACAGGGAGGUUGCGGUAUGGGGAUUCUUAAAUUGAGACGGAUCUUUGAUGCAAAUUUUAUAGAAAAAAUAAUAGACAAUGUGCAUAAGCUGAUGCUAAAUUACAAGUCCCCGGAGACUAAAUUUUCCCAAGGAUGUAUAUCAUGCUAUUCCACUGAUUCUACAUUAAGUGGGAAACUUGAAAGAAGACAGGCAGCUUAUCGAGAGAACAGUCAUGAUAACUUUUUGUACUGUCCCGAUGCUCUUCACUUGAAAGAUGAUGGACAUAAGCACUUUCAAACUCACUGGGUCAAAGGUGAGCCUGUCAUUGUUAGAAAUCUACUACAAAAAACGUCUGGACUAAGUUGGGAGCCAAUGGUAAUGUGGAGGGCAUUUAUGGGUGCGCAAAAGGUAUUGAAGGAGGAUGCUCAUGUUGUUAAGGCCAUUGAUUGCCUGGAUUGGUGUGAGGUUGGAAUCAACAUUUUUCAGUUCUUCAAGGGCUACCUAGAGGGUCGCAGGUAUGAAAAUGGGUGGCCAGAGAUGUUGAAAUUGAAGGAUUGGCCACCAUCGAAUUCAUUUGAUGAGUGUUUGCCAAGGCAUGGGGCCGAAUUCAUUGCAAUGCUUCCUUAUGUGGAUUAUACUCAUCCAAGAUCUGGUCUUUUGAACCUUGCCACGAAGCUUCCUGCAUUUGUGAAGCCUGACUUGGGACCUAAAACAUUUAUCGCCUAUGGAUUUUCAAAAGAGCUUGGAAGAGGCGAUUCAGUUACAAAGCUUCACUGUGACGUUUCUGAUGCGAUCAAUGUAUUGACGCACACUAGCAGAGUAAAUAUAGCUCAGUGGCAGCGUACAGCCAUAAACAUUCUCCAGAAGAGACAUGAAGCGGAAGAUCCUGAUGACCUCACUAACUGGAUGCAAAAUAAGUUGGUUACAUCUAAAAGAGAUGCGUUACGUGCUCAUACUAGUGAUCCUAGUGUCCAUGAAUCCCUCUCCUCGUCUGUGAGAAAUGAAGGUGAGGAGCCAUGUGAUAGGGUCAGUAAAAGCGCAUCAGAAUCAGUUCUUCCCGAGGAUGAGAUGAGAGAUGCAGGUUUGAAGCGCAACCUGAGCAUUGCUGAAGAAGUUAUUCUAGACGAUGAUCUAGAGGAAUCAUUUGGAGGUGCUGUUUGGGAUAUUUUCCGUCGGCAGGAUGUCCCCAAACUAGUCGAGUACUUGCAAAGACAUUGGAAAGAAUUUCGCCACAUCAACAAUCUACCCGUUGAAUCUGUUAUUCAUCCUAUACACGACCAAACUCUUUACUUAACCGAGAGGCACAAGAAGCAACUGAAAGAGGAAUACCACAUUGAACCUUGGACGUUUGAGCAACAACUUGGUGAGGCUGUUCUCAUUCCUGCAGGAUGUCCGCAUCAAGUGAGAAACAGACAGUCGUGUAUUAAAGUGGCCCUCGACUUCGUAUCCCCUGAAAAUGUUCAAGAAUGUGUAAGAUUAACUGAAGAAUUCCGCAAGCUUCCGAGGGACCACAGAGCGAAGGAAGACAAACUGGAGGUGAAGAAGAUGGCGAUCUAUUCUGCAAGUUAUGCUGUAAGUGAGGCCCAAGUUCUGACAACUAAACUUAAUCAGGAUCAGCGUGGCCCUUAACCUCAGCACAUUCUCGUAAGAUUGUCAUCUUCGAAGUGGCUUGCUAUACUCUUGAAGCCGAUAAUUCCAGUAUUGCUCCCUGAAUUUUCCCUCAGCACAUUCUCGUAAGUACGUUGACACUUUCAUUUUGCAAAGUGACCCUGGAAAUUGAACAAAUGACUGUCAACUCAUGUGUGUAGGAUUGUCAUCUUCGAAGUCGUUUGCUGUACUCUUGAAGCCGAUAAUUCCAGUAUUGCUCCCUGAAUUUUCCCUCAUCCCCCCUCCUAGUUUUGUAGUUCAGCUAACGGAGACAAGAGAUAAGUAAGGGACUAUCUGUCGGAAAUGUCUCCGUCCUAAGCAGUGUCAGAGAGUGAGAUUUUUUGAAGAUAUUUGUAUGUCAAGACAUCGAAAAUUUGGUACAUGCUCCAUUGACAAUCGAGAGGUUAUAUUCACGUAACCUGAUAGACAUUCUUUGUUCAGAGUUAGCUCGUAAUCUAACUAUAGUAGAAGGUGAAA
Eucalyptus grandis is the source of this 4325-nucleotide messenger RNA. RefSeq names its product lysine-specific demethylase JMJ25. Gene Ontology annotation, biological process: regulation of transcription by RNA polymerase II. The transcript is spliced from 13 exons. NCBI's taxonomy places the organism in Eukaryota, Viridiplantae, Streptophyta, Magnoliopsida, Myrtales, Myrtaceae. The coding region runs from base 135 to 3830 and encodes 1231 amino acids. The record is from RefSeq and is a predicted model, not a curated record. Gene Ontology annotation, molecular function: histone H3K9 demethylase activity; chromatin DNA binding; transcription coregulator activity. Gene Ontology annotation, cellular component: histone deacetylase complex; chromatin.